Messenger RNA from Sebastes umbrosus (honeycomb rockfish), 2109 nucleotides. RefSeq names its product ER membrane protein complex subunit 3-like. The coding region runs from base 325 to 1110 and encodes 261 amino acids. Gene Ontology annotation, biological process: protein folding in endoplasmic reticulum. The record is from RefSeq and is a predicted model, not a curated record. The transcript is spliced from 9 exons. Lineage: Eukaryota; Metazoa; Chordata; Actinopteri; Perciformes; Sebastidae. Gene Ontology annotation, cellular component: EMC complex; membrane.
UCGCUGAGUUCCUCGGUGUAUAAUGAAACAAACUGGACUGUUAUUGGGAUAAACGGUUUUGUAGAAACAGUAAUUUAAAGGGUGAACGAGUAACUCGGUUAGCUUUAGCUCAGUUAGCCGGCUAGCUUUUCUAGCUAACUCCCCAUUCGGUUAAACAGCGGCUAAUGCUAACAGCUAACGCUAACGGCUAACGCUAACGGCUAACGCUAACGGCUAGCUCCAUUCAGAGUGGUCGGGUGUCAGUUAGCUGCUCUUCAGGCCUCUGCUGCCUUUAACAGAGCGUCUUCCCGUCUGUGUCUCGGUUGGCUGGUUGAACAGAGAGCGAUGGCCGGCCCAGAGCUCCUGCUGGACUCCAGCAUUCGGAUGUGGGUGGUCCUGCCCAUCGUCUUCAUCACCUUCUUCGUCGGGAUCAUCCGUCACUACGUCACCCAGCUCCUCCACAGCGACAAGAAGGUCGACCUGGAGCAGGUUUCUGACAGCCAGGUGCUCCUGCGCAGCCGCAUCCUCAGAGAGAAUGGAAAGUACAUUCCUCGACAGUCUUUCGCCAUGAGGAAACAUUACUUCAAUGACGCAGAGACCGGCUUCUUCAAGACGGUCAAGAGGAAGGUCGUCCCCAAGAACCCCAUGACAGACAGCAGCAUGUUGACAGACAUGAUGAAGGGAAACCUCACCAACGUCCUGCCCAUGAUUGUGAUUGGUGGAUGGAUCAACUGGGCUUUCUCUGGAUUCGUCAUAACCAAGGUGCCGUUCCCUCUGACUCUGAGGUUCAAGCCGAUGUUACAGAGAGGGAUCGACCUGCUGUCGCUGGACGCCUCCUGGGUGAGUUCGGCGUCCUGGUACUUCCUGAAUGUGUUUGGACUGAGGAGCAUGUACAGCCUCAUACUGGGACAGGACAAUGCUGCUGACCAGUCACGGAUCAUGCAGGACCAGAUGACGGGUGCUGCCAUGGCGAUGCCUCCCGACCCCAACAAGGCUUUCAAGAGUGAGUGGGAGGCGCUGGAGAUCGUGGAACACAAGUGGGCAUUGGAGAACGUGGAGGACGAGCUGAUGUCCAGAGACCUUAAUUUUGGAACGUCCUUCAGCCAGGACAUCAAGUCCACCAUGUUCUAGAGACGACGUGGACCCGGGGGCUCUGGAACGUCUGUGAAAGGUUCUAGAACUCUGUCUUCACAAUAGAAUCUGUUCUGAACAUUCUAGAACACCGUGAUAAUUCUAAAGGUCCUGGAACACAGUUUACACAAAUCCUAGAAGUAGAUAAAUUCAGCUGAUCACUGUAUUCGCUACCUCAGGCACUUUAUUCACUUUCUGCCUUUUUAUGAGCCUCCAAAUUCUAAGUGUGUAAAAGUUCUGCACUCCGUGAUGCCUUCAGAUGUUAGACGUGUAGAUUAAUAAUUUAAUGAUGAUUCAGUGUCUUGAGAUUUCAGCUAAUUGCUCACUUAUGAUUGUCAAUAGUAAUUUAGAACAUGGCCCAUGUUUAUAUUAAACAUUCUGAUAAUUUAAAGAAAGUAACUAGGUUUUAAAUAAGCCAGCGCACUAGCUUUUUCCAGAGUUUUCCAACCAAUCUCGUCUUUGUUUGCAAAUGAAGUUGUUGGCGCAGUUGCACGGUUGGUAUACCGUAUAUUAUUUAAAAAAAACUUGCACCUUGAGUUAACUUUUUUUUGUCAAAUGUCAAGAAUGAAUUUUCAUUCAAAUAUUUGCUGUUUUUGUGUAUUCAGUGUUCCAGGAUACAGAUUCUCUAGUUGUUCUAAAGGUUCUAGAACACGUGUUCUAACCCGGCCUUUUAAAUCCUCCUCGCUCUGAAGCGCGGAGCAGACGAGUUAUAGAACGGUUCCCAAAUGUUCCAGAACACCGGGUUUGUUUCAGCAAACCAGCAGAUUCUGCACCAGGUCGUAACAGACGAAUCCUCUCAGGAAGAUGUUUCUCUUGGGGCGCGACGCAGAAAUCGGAAGCGGCGUUUAAAGACGACUGGGACGUUUUAAAUGACGGCAGGCGUUCAUGUUUUCACCCUGCAGGACGGACACUUUGCAUGUACUUUUCUACACUGUGGUCAUCCAGCUGAGCGACUUGAAGUGAGUGCAACGGUUUAAUAAAAGGUGCCAUCACAACUAA